Messenger RNA from Trichosurus vulpecula (common brushtail), 1383 nucleotides. Its product is annotated as keratin, type I cytoskeletal 42. The coding region runs from base 1 to 1383 and encodes 460 amino acids. The transcript has 8 exons. Lineage: Eukaryota; Metazoa; Chordata; Mammalia; Diprotodontia; Phalangeridae. Gene Ontology annotation, molecular function: structural molecule activity. Gene Ontology annotation, cellular component: keratin filament. The record is from RefSeq and is a predicted model, not a curated record.
AUGGCUACCACUACCACCGUCAGGCAAUACUCCACUUCUGGGUCCAUGAAAGGCCUCUGUGGACUGGGAGGUGGUUCCUCCCGGGUAUCUUCAGUCCGGGUUGGGGGGGCCUGCCUUGCUCCAAGCCUCCUGGGGGCCGGCAGCUGUGGGAACAUGUCAGUCACCUCAUCCCGCUUUACCUCUAGCUUGGGGGGUGGCUUGGGGGGUGGCUUGGGGGGUGGCUAUGGUGGUGGCUACAGCUGCAGCCUGGGAGGGGGUUUUGGCACCAGCUAUGGUGUAGGGGAUGCCCUGCUGGGAGGGAGUGAGAAAGAGACCAUGCAGAACCUCAAUGACCGCCUGGCCAACUACCUGGACAAAGUGCAUGCCCUGGAGGAGGCCAACACUGACCUGGAGCUGAAGAUCCGGGACUGGUACAAGAAGCAGGGCCCGGGGCCUGCCCGUGACUACAGCCAUUACUUCAAGAUCAUUGAGGAUCUGAGGAACAAGAUCCUGGCCGCCACCAUUGACAAUGCCAGCUUGGUCCUGCAGAUCGACAAUGCCCGUCUGGCUGCAGAUGACUUCCGUACCAAGUACGAGACUGAGCUGAACCUGCGUAUGAGCGUGGAGGCUGACAUCAAUGGCCUACGCAGAGUGCUGGACGAGUUGACCCUGGCCAGGGCUGAUCUGGAGAUGCAGAUUGAGAACCUGAAGGAGGAGCUGGCCUACCUCAAGAAGAACCAUGAGGAGGAAAUGAAUGCCCUUCGUGGCCAAGUUGGUGGAGAUGUCAACGUGGAGAUGGAUGCAGCCCCCGGGGUGGACCUGAGCCGCAUCUUAUCUGAGAUGAGAGAACAGUAUGAGAAGAUGGCUGAGAAGAACCGAAAGGAUGCUGAGGACUGGUUCUUCACCAAGACGGAGGAGCUGAACCGUGAAGUGGCGACCAACACGGAAGCCCUGCAGAGCAGCAAGACAGAGAUCACAGAAUUGAGACGUACUGUCCAGAACCUGGAGAUUGAGCUGCAGUCCCAGCUCAGCAUGAAAGCUUCCCUGGAGGGUACCCUGGCAGAGACAGAGGCUCGCUAUGGGGCCCAGCUGGCCCAACUUCAAGGGUUGAUUAGCAGCAUUGAACAGCAGCUGGGUGAGCUCCGCUGCGACAUGGAACGUCAGAACCAGGAGUAUAAAAUCCUCUUGGACGUGAAGACCCGGCUGGAGCAGGAGAUUGCCACCUACCGUCGCCUGCUGGAGGGAGAGGAUGCCCACUUGGCUUCCCAGUACUCCUCUGCUCUGGCCUCCCAGUCCAGCCGAGAUGCCAUAGUGACCAGCCGCCAAGUGCGCACCAUCAUGGAGGAGGUCCAGGAUGGGAAAGUAGUCUCUUCAAGAGAGCAGGUCCACCGUUCUACUCACUAA